CUCUCUCUCUCGUAGCCUCCGCAUUCAGCAUAUCAAUCACCAUGGCACGAAGCGUCUGAGUUGAGCUGAAGCAUCUGAGUUGAGCUGAGCAGGACAGCUACGUGCUGGUGCGGUCUGCGGAUAUGUCCGUCGUCACUAGUGAGUGAGUGAGGUCGCGUGCUAAAUCCUAGGAGCUCUGGGGGAAGCGCACCUUCAUGCCAAGAAGCGAGUGGCUACGGUGUGCACCUCUGUCCGUCUUGUCUGUUUACCCAGCGGCGCUCCAACACCUUUUGUUACUGUCUGUGAGGGGUGCAGAUGAAGACACACAUAGGAGGGAGAACUACUGAGAGAGAACCCAGACUCAUCCUACACACACAGAUCUGAGAUCUGACCUCUCACCUCUGACCCAGUGCCCCCUACUGGUGCGGACCACCUCUGAUCCUACCGUGAUGAGCGGGUGCGGCAGGAAGGCUCUGGCAUUGCUGAGCAGCGUGUUUGCGGUCAGCGGGCUGGGGCUUCUGGGAGUUGCGGUCUCUACAGACUACUGGCUGUACCUGGAGGAGGGGGUCAUCCUGCCCCUGAACCAGACCACUGACAUCAGGACCUCCCUGCACUCUGGACUCUGGAGAGUCUGCUUCCUGGCAGGUGAAGAGGCAGGUCGCUGUUUCACCAUCGAGUACAUCAUGCCCAUGAACUUACAGCUCACCUCUGAGUCCACAGUCAGUGUACUUAAGAUGAUUCGUUCAGCCACUCCGUUUCCUCUGGUCAGUCUGUUCUUCAUGUUCAUCGGCUUUGUGCUAAACAACAUCGGACACGUCCGACCUCAUCGCACCAUCCUGGCCUUUGUCUCCGGAAUCUUCUUCAUCCUUUCCGGUCUAGCUCUGGUGGUAGGUCUCGUGUUGUAUAUAUCCAGUAUUAAUGACGAGAUGUUGAACAGGACUAAGAGCAGUGAGUCCUACUUCAGCUACCGGUACGGCUGGUCCUUCGCCUUCGCUGCCAUCUCCUUUCUGCUCACUGAGAGUGCAGGCGUCAUGUCCGUCUACCUGUUCAUGAAGCGCUACACAGCCGAGGAAAUGUACCAGCGCCACCACCCCGACUUCUACCGGCCACGCCUCAGUAACUGCUCUGACCACUCCGGUCAGUUCCUGCACCCGGAGACCUGGGCACGUGGACGCAGCCCCUCGGACAUCUCCAGCGAAACCUCACUCCAGAUGAGCACCAGCUACCCUGCCCUGCUCAAGUGCCCCGACUACGACCAGGUCUCCUCCUCACCCUGCUGAAGGGGUCAUCAGGUCAGGGCAGGUCGCCAAGGUCAAGGGUGAGAAGUCAUAGGUGAUGUUGCUUUUAGAUACUGAUCUAAGAUCAGCUUUCUUAUUUAAGUUAUCUGGAAUCUGUGGAGGGUUACUGGGAAGUUGCUGGGUGUGGAUAGAACCUCCCGCCUGCAUAGUUUACUGGGAGGUCAGUCCCAGUAGAUAUACAGGGAAGCCUCUGUCUCUUUAUUUUGUUGUUGUUCGUUCCCAUUGUGAUGCUGUGCCCUGAACCUUGUUUGAAAACGUCUACCAGCCAUGAUUACUGCUGAGGAAACAGUUGAUGCCGCUGUGCCACAUGUUACCUACAGAUGGCAGCAAAGUGCAGAGUUUUUUCAGGAGUAUUCACUUCUCACGUAUUUUCUAUUAUAUCAGGAUACUUACUGCCACUGAUUAGUUAACUUGACGAGGACCAAACUAACAUUUACACAAAUGUUUGAACGGGAACAAUACAUGUCACUAUGUUAAAGCUGCAAUCAGCAGUUGAAACAAUAACAAAGUGAACUCCCAUCCCGUUUCAGUAAAAAGCUGAGGAAUGGGGCUAGCUAGAGAAAUGUAACCACUCUCAAAUUCAUAGACAGAGCUAUGGAUGCAAGAACUGGCCAUCCAUGAUAUCUAAAUUAUUGUUACCAUGUUUUGAAGGUAUAUAGUGUUUGUUUACAAACACUGGAGUGAAACAAGCUUUUAUUUUGGUUUCUGAUGGUUACGACAGUUGAAUUAAGCACAUGAGGCAUUUGUAAUAUUAUAACAUCAUAUUCUUAAGAGGUCCAAAAAUGGAUGAAACAACUGCAGAUUGCACCUUUAAACGUGUGAUAUGUUAAAAUGUGUAGUUUGCUUCAUGUUGGAGUUUUUAAAUUGAUGUGUCCCUGCUGGCUCACGGAUCUGCCAACAUGACGUUUUCAUGUUAUGGAAUCUCUGCUUUGUUUAUGUAUCAUGUAAAAAUGAAUUAUUUGAAAAGCGAUUGGUAUUUACUCUUAGACAGAUUGUUUAUACAUGCAUAUGGAUAACUGUUGUACAUUGUAUGAAUAUAGCGAACCAUUGUAAAACAAGUCAAAUGUGUAGUCGCUGCUUAAAAUGAUUAAUUCUGAGUGUCAGCUUCAUGCCGUCGGCAUAGCAACUGUUGCGUACUAACUGUACAAUAUCUGGAGAAUAUCUAAAUGUGGGAAAUAAAUAGACUUUGUGAAAUCUUUUUAAUGACAUUGCCUGUGGAUGGAAUGCAAUUUCAUUCAUUAACUACAGUUUCAAGAUAUUGAUGGGUUGAGAACUAACAGAGCAGGAUAGGAUAAUUAAUGAAGGGUAGGAAAGGGUUAGGGCUGAGCUAAAAUGAUAGUUGUCAACAACUGCUAUCCCCAACGUGACAACUAGAUGGCGCUGUAAUGGUAGCCACAACCGUAUAAACCAUCAGUCUCAACAAACCAUCGGUAUCAUAACACCGGUUAAUGGAUUGGAGUUCAAUUUUGCUUCCAUGUAUUGUAAUGUCACAUCAAUACACUGGGAGUCAGUGUUGCAUCACUUACACUAUAAAGCAGACAGAAAUCCCUUCAGGUCAGAAGUGUAUAGAAUCAGGACUUAAACACCCAUCUGCCCACUAUGUUACCUAUGAACUCGGUCCCCCUCUUUCAAAUGAUUUAUUUUCACACCUUAUCUAGACACUGUAUCUAUUUAUUGGCCAAUUAAGGGGGGAACUCAUAUUACUCUGACCUGAUCUAUGUCUGUUUGCUGAUCAAUGAAGGGGUAGAUUUUAACCAUCAGUAAAGGGUUUCUCAUAGACUUUAACCAUCAGUAAAGGGUUUCUCAGACUUUAACCAUCAGUAAAGGGUUUCUCAUAGCCUUUAACCAUCAGUAAAGGGUUUCACAUAGACUUUAACCAUCAGUAAAGGGUUUCUCAUAGACUUUAACCAUCAGUAAAGGGUUUCAUCAUAGACUUUAACCAUCAGUAAAGGGUUUCUCAUAGACUUUAACCAUCAGUAAAGGGUUUCUCAUAGACUUUAACCAUCAGUAAAGGGUUUCUCAUAGACUUUAACCAUCAGUAAAGGGUUUCUCAUAGACUUUAACCAUCAGUAAAGGGUUUCACAUAGACUUUAACCAUCAGUAAAGGGUUUCUCAUAGACUUUAACCAUCAGUAAAGGGUUUCUCAUAGACUUUAACCAUCAGUAAAGGGUUUCUCAUAGACUUUAACCAUCAGUAAAGGGUUUCACAUAGACUUUUAACCAUCAGUAAAGGGUUUCUCACACUGUAGUCUUGUCCCACCACUCCAUCUGUCUCUACACUCAUAAGAAUGUUCAUAGACAUGGGCUGGAGGUCAGUUGGUUGGUUGCUGUUCAGGACAUGGUUUUUUCCCAGUUACAUUUUCUUUUCUACUGCUUUUCCACCAUAUAAAAAACAGGCAAAUAUUGUAUCUAAAGUCUAUUUAAAUAAUUACUGCCCAUGACAGUUGGUACUUAGAUGAUUAACAUAAAUUAAGAAAUUAACCUUUGAUC
Oncorhynchus keta (chum salmon) is the source of this 3766-nucleotide messenger RNA. RefSeq names its product calcium channel, voltage-dependent, gamma subunit 5b (gene cacng5b). Lineage: Eukaryota; Metazoa; Chordata; Actinopteri; Salmoniformes; Salmonidae. The transcript has 6 exons. Gene Ontology annotation, molecular function: voltage-gated calcium channel activity; channel regulator activity. Bases 429 to 1259 code for a protein of 276 amino acids. Gene Ontology annotation, biological process: neurotransmitter receptor transport, postsynaptic endosome to lysosome; neurotransmitter receptor internalization; positive regulation of synaptic transmission, glutamatergic. Gene Ontology annotation, cellular component: postsynaptic density membrane; AMPA glutamate receptor complex. The record is from RefSeq and is a predicted model, not a curated record.